Messenger RNA from Saprolegnia parasitica CBS 223.65, 1213 nucleotides. RefSeq lists its product as hypothetical. The transcript is spliced from 5 exons. The coding region runs from base 50 to 1213 and encodes 387 amino acids. Lineage: Eukaryota; Oomycota; Saprolegniomycetes; Saprolegniales; Saprolegniaceae. The record is from RefSeq and is a predicted model, not a curated record.
CCUUUUUUGAAACAGCGCAGUCGGCCCAAUUUUAGAGUCCCGUCGAGGCAUGGAGAUGCGCCGCCUCACGACGCCGGUGGUCAUCGACAACGACGAUGACGACGACGACAUGGGUCGUCCGCUCGAGGCGCCUGCGUCAGGGGCACGCAAAGAUCCAGCAGGCCCCGAGUCGGCCGAUAUUUUCCCGAGGUGGCUCGUCGAGCGCAAGGACUUUCAGACGUUCUUUCCACGCUUCUCCAACAAGGUGAUCCUUGAAGACGACAAGCUCCGACUCGCGGCGCAGAAGGACCCUGAUGCGCGCAACGGCAUUGACAUUCAGCUCCUCUCCAAGUGGCUCGUCAACGUUCCGGCGCUCAAGUCGCUCAACGUGGUGCAAGCCGGCGAGCUCGCCAAGCGCAUGCGCUGGGCGUCCGUGGACCCGCUCGAAUUUGUGUUUCAUAAAGGCGACAUUGGCGAUGCCUGCUACAUCCUUGUCACUGGCGAAGUGUACGUGGUUGUCAACAAUGAGCGCGUCGGGACGCUCAAGAAGGGCAUGAGUUUUGGCGAAGUCGCGCUCGAGCUCGAGGACGCGCGCCGCACCGCCGACAUUCAAGCGAGUGAGCGCGGCGCUGAGCUUCUCGUGAUUCGUGGCGAAGACUACCAAAAGAACGUGUUUCGCUACCAAGCCAAGCGCCGAAAGAAGCUCACGCGCUGGCUCCGAAACGACAUUGCGAUUUUCCGCGAUUUUUCCGACAACAAACUCCGGUAUUUCGAGUCGGUCUCGGUGGACCUCUUUCUGCACGCGGGCAACUGCGUCUACAUGGAAGGCGAAGACGUCGGCGCGCUCUACUUUGUCAAAUCUGGUACGGACGCUCGACUUGUAUCGAUGCCGAAUCGGCGGGUAGGGUCCAUCUCGCUCGAAAAGAACGUGCUCUUUGAAACCAAGCACCGACGCCCCGUGACCGUGCACUCGUGGGUCGUGCAGUCCCACAAGACGAGCGUCCAAGUCCCAUGCUUCACGGUCGAAGCCACGGGCUCGUUUGGCAUGGAAUUCUUCGUUCAACUACCGACGCGGAGCCAUACGGCCGUCGUGCUGACGGAUACGCACUUGGUCGCAAUCAACAAGGUCGACUGCGCCUCGACCAUGCAUACGUUUAGCGUCAAGGCCGUGGACCGUCUUACCGACGCGUCCAUGUAUGUGCACGCUCGAGGCAACACGUUGGGGCAUUUGUAG